Mya arenaria is the source of this 7850-nucleotide messenger RNA. RefSeq names its product WD repeat-containing protein 44-like. The coding region runs from base 125 to 3358 and encodes 1077 amino acids. NCBI's taxonomy places the organism in Eukaryota, Metazoa, Mollusca, Bivalvia, Myida, Myidae. Gene Ontology annotation, molecular function: protein binding. The record is from RefSeq and is a predicted model, not a curated record. The transcript has 24 exons.
CUCGGUGACAGGAUGUGACAGUUGGAACAAAAAAGGCAAUUUCCAGUUACCUUCGCUGUAUGCGAUAAGGACACUACUUGAAUUCAUACAAAUAAACAGUGUUUAAAGUAAUUGCUUUGCAGUCAUGUCAUCUGAUAGUGAAUUAGAAGAAUUCUUUGACGCACAAGAUGUCACCCCGAAAAGGAGCACAUUGCCACGGGGGACAACAGACAGCUUGGAACAGCUGGACAUGGAAGAGAAGGCCUUGAUAGAACUGAAGAUGAAGCAGGAGCUAAGGAGAAGACAGGAGGACUUGGAGCUACAAAAGAGGCUGGAGGCUUUAAAGAUGAAGAAACAGGAAAAGGCUGUACACAGAAACUUGGAGCAGGAGAGAAAAGACAUGUCAGAGCGCCGGCGUCGGAGGCAUGAGGAGUUACGGCGGAGGAUGUCGGAAAGGGGAGAUAACUCGGAUUCAAACUCGCUCACAGAGGAGUCAGAGGAAGGCUUUGAAACCGAUGAAGAGGAUGAGCUUCCAAAAGGAAGCAGUGCAGACUCUUUAGCUGUAAACAUUAGAGAAAGGUCACGGUCAAGGUCAAGGUCGCAGUCUCCACUCGUAUCAGGCCCGUCAAGUAGCGACCAUAGCAAUAAAUAUGGGGAGAUCUCGGAGAACAUGAGCUCCUCGUACCCAGAAAAGGAAAAACUCUCUAAACAACUCCAGGACCUUAUGUUGGAACGAGGAAGGUCAUCUACCAUUGACCAUAACCACAUUGACCCAGAAGACAUUGUUGAAAAUGUCCUUCAAGAGAGCAACCUACUCCAGGAUGAUAGCGAUAAUGAGCCCGAUAUCGUUCGCAGCACAAAGACCCGCACUCCACCCUCCACAUUGCAAGGGGCGAUGGCUCCACCCGCCGUUGGCAUUCAGUCAGAGGUCAAGGUAACAGACUCAGUGGAGUUUAGGGAUCCUGUGGCGCCACCUAGACGAAAAAAGCAGUUGAAAUUAUCUACUGAAUUGGCCAACUCCCAAAGAAGCAGUUUGGCGAGCGAAGACGAUUACCCCAUGUCGGACCGCACUAGCAGUCUUCCCACAGUGAGCCUCACUACCCCAAGGGGCACCCCAGUCUUAGGGAAAUCCCUAAUGGAUCCCCAGUCUCCAGGGCUUCCACCUGAACACCUCUACAAUAUGGAAGAGAGGCUGAGAGGUGAAGAGGGGAUGAAGUUGGAGCUCCGAACUUUGAUGAGGGGGAAACGACAUAUACGAACUGAUGAUGCCGACAUAUCUGCCAUAAACUCCGACCAUGAAUCACCGAGGCAUAGCAUGGAUUUAUCCUACCGAAAUAAAACCUCAAGUCUUGACAAGGCUACUAAGAGAUCCAGCUUUGAUGAAAGAAUAGGCAAGAAAACCAGUCUGGAUCGAGGAUCAAAACUGUCUAGCUUAGAGCGUGGAGGGAAAUUGGCGAGUUUGGAGCGAUCAUCAAAAUCGUCAACCCUCGAGGAAGACAGCGGAGAUGGAAGGUUGAGUGGCAAGCAGUCGAGUAAGGGCUCCAGUCUGGAUAGUGAUACCAAGAAGAAUAAACGGGACAGUCUCGACAGACGAAGCAAGUCUUCUAGCCUUGAGAAGGCCGAGCGACGAAGGUCUCGGAACGUGAGUGGACAGGAGGGGCUUCCUAGAAAGGGCUCAGUGCAUCGCCACAAAAGACCCCUGUCUGACGAGAUUAUGCAAGAACAGGAGAUACUGAGCAAUGUAAUGGUGAAGAACCUGGACACAGGUGAGCUGGUACCCCUCAAGGACGCGGAACUGGAGCUACCCAAGUGUGUUGACCCCCUCGUCCUUCACAUCAUGAAGAGAACGAACGAGUACUCGAUUGAUGUUGAUGGCUCAGACAAGGAAGCAGACACACGCUCAGAGGGUGGACGAUCAACAACUAGCGAGGGUGGACUGAUAAAGAAGGGGGCCAAGUUGAAACGCCUAUUUGGAAAAAAAGUUGGGAAGACGGUUAAUAAAGUCAAGUCUGUUGCUGACCAUGUUAUGCACGGGGAAGAAAAUACUCCAGUAAUGGAGGGGGAGAUUUCUGAUGAUGGCAGGAAAUAUAAGUUCAAAGCUAACCAUAAUAAGAAAGGUCCGUACAACUUCGGCCAUCUUGGAUUUGUCCAGGACCUCAGUGGCGAUCAUAAUGGAGCUGUCUGGUGUAUGAAGUUUUCUCCUUGUGGGAGAUUGCUGGCAACUGGAGGUCAGGACAGCGUUCUGCGGAUCUGGGUGCUAGAGACAGCCUUCAACUAUUUUGACGAUAUGAGGCAAAAAUAUAUCGAAAUGAAGGUAUCUCCAGCUCCCUCCCAGGAAAGCCUGAGUUCCAUCCCAUCUGUCUCCAGUGACAUCUCUUCCUUAGAUGUCGGGGCAAUAGCCGGUAGUGAAGAGGAGGGAAAGGGGCCAUUCAAGUCCAAACCAUUCUGUCGAUAUAGGGGACACUCUGCUGAUAUCCUAGAUGUCUCCUGGUCAAAAAACUACUUUAUCCUCUCAUCAUCAAUGGACAAGACAGUUCGACUGUGGCAUAUUUCCCGUCGCGAGUGCCUAUGCACCUUUCAACACAUGGACUUUGUCACUGCCAUAGUUUUCCAUCCACGGGAUGACCGAUAUUUUCUUAGCGGCUCACUGGAUGGUAAAUUACGACUGUGGAAUAUUCCCGACAAAAAGGUCACACUAUGGAAUGAGGUUGAAAAUGGGUGCCUCAUCACUACGGCCAACUUUUGCCAUAACGGGAAAUUCGCAGUUGUAGGUACUUAUGAUGGAAAGUGCAUCUUCUACAGCACAGAGCACCUUAAAUACUAUACCCAAAUACAUGUGCGGUCAACCAGGGGAAAGAACUCAAGAGGAAAGAAAAUCACCGGGAUUGAGCCCCUUCCUGGCGAAGAUAAGGUGUUGGUGACGUCUAACGAUUCUCGAGUUCGGCUGUACGAUCUCCGAGAUCUGACAUUGACGUGUAAAUACAAGGGUCCCACAAAUACAAGCAGUCAAAUCAGGGCGACCUUCAGUCAAAGAGGAAAAUACAUUGUCUGCGGAUCAGAAGACCAUUUUGUGUACAUGUGGAGAACACAGCACGAGUUUUACAAGUUUUCCUCCGCACGACGAGAUCGUAAUGACUAUUACGAGGCCUUUAAGGCCCAUAAUGCAGUUGUAACCGCCUGUAUACUUGCUCCAAACCCUCAACACCUUCUUCCCUCUGAUGAUACGAACUCUUCACGAAAAUGUAAAGAGUUAUCUCCCUUGUCAAACUCUUCACCAGUUUCCUCCCUUGGAUCUCCUGCUGUUUCCGUGGAGACGAACGCAGAGUUUGUUAUUAGUGCCGACCUUGCUGGAAAUAUUAAAGUGAUAAGAGCAAAGUAAACUGUGUUUCAUUAGCAGGAAUACUUGAAUUGUAUUCAUAAAACAACUUAAUAUUUAAAAAAAAAUGUUUUUGGUAACUUGAUUUAUUAAAUUUGUAUGCAAUCAAAAUUGUUUUGAAAAGGCAAUUGCACUGCAUUAAAUUGAGUAAAUUUUGGGAGGGGGCCUGCAUAAAUUCUCCGGUCGAUUCCAAUUCUAUGUAAAAUGAAAGCAUUUGAUUUCUAUUAAUCUAAUUUGAUACCGAUAGGAAAGUUGAAGGACAGAAAUUUUACUUAAUUUAGUAAUUUUAAAUUUAAGAUGAUUUAUGAAUACUGCUCAAGAAGUUGUUGUUUUUUUUGUUGAAGCAAAAGAAAUCUGUGAAGUCAUACCCUGUGAUAUUUGGCUAAAAAAGUAUGUUUUUUACCACAUAACACUUAACAACUUAAUAACUUGCAAUGCUGACUUAAAUAAAAUUUGUUUGCCAUGGAUUCACUGAAAAAUCCCUGCUGGAUUUUUAAGGAGCAUUAAUAAUGAACUAGUUUUUAUUAUUUAUCAUUCUAUUGUUAAGUGUUAAGCUGCACUCUCACAGAAUGACUGAUUUCAGUGAUUUGACAAUGUUUUUAUUUUUUGGCUCAGAAUCAGCGGACUUGGGCAUCAAUGUUUUCAACUCAGUCAUACAAGAUAACUCACUAUAGAACAGAUCUCAAUUGUGUGGAAAACUGCCCCCAAUUUUUUUUUUCUUAAACCAUUAAUUACAAUUUUAGCCAUAAAACAUCAAUUUUCGAACUUAUAUAUUAAAAACUUUGAUCUGAUCUUUUAUCCGCAGUCGUUUGUUUAAGACAUCUACGCAAAACUUGGCUCAUUCCAAGAUGAAAAUUAAAAAGUUGUGAAAACGGUCAAUCUGUGGGAGUGCAGCUUCAAGUAAUGACUAAUUUUCCCUUCUGACCUACUCACUAAAGAAAGUGUCGGGUCACUGCAAACCAAGCAUUAGUUUAAGGACAGCUUAUAGAUAUAAUGUAAGAGGGGACAUCCCAGAAGAUCAGGCCACCAUUGUAUUUCACAACUGUAUGAGAGAUCAGAUCAGUUACGUGGUAUAAAUCAGUAAUUGGAUUAUCUUAAAUGAAUGAACAAAUUUGGUGUACUUUUAAGCCUAUUGAAAAACAGUUCUUUUGUGAAACUGGAAAUGGUUUGCACAAAUGAUAGAAUGAUUGAAGCUUAUUGGAAAAAUGUUCUUUUGUACAGCUUGAUUUUUUUUCAACAAUUUUUACUGAAAUUUAAUCAUGACUAGCUUGGAGAUGGCUCUCACAUGCACAUAUUUUCUACAAUGGCCAUACUUAACUUCAUAUUUCUAUUUUACUGUCAUUUCUGUGUUCCACUUGUUGAUAAUGCUAUUCAUUUUUUGUUGCAUGUCUGGGUCUCAAAGAAAGGAGUAAAGUAUUGUCCUUGCUGUGGUGUUGACAUCGGCACCAUUGUGCAAAAACUUUAAUCUAUGCCAAAACUUGGAAAACUGUUCAUUGUGCUGGAAUUGAAACUUGGAAAACAUGUUGUCAGACGCAAUCCAUACAUGAUUAGCAAGGCCCAUAAGUCUGGCUUAAAUGUUUCUUGAAUUACGCUCCUUUUUUAAAAUAAAGCGUACAGAUAAGUGUAUGCAUUUGCUCUAUGGUGCUCUAGUUAUUUGAAAAAGUUAUUUGAUAAAUUUCAUUGAAUUCUAGCAUAAUAUUUUAUACUGCAUAGAAUUUUAGUAUCACAAAAUGUUACUUUUUAAUGAACUUUAAAACAAAGUUGUAUAUGGGUUUUAUGUCUCCUACUUAGCAUGACAAACAUACAGGGAUCCUGUUUUCUUGUGUUAGUGUAACCCAUGGCAUUAUUUUUUCAUGUCCUUUCUUUAUCUAGAGUAUUUCUUAUUUUUAGCUCGACUCUUCGAAGAAUGAGGAGAGCUAUCCUAGUCACCCGAGCGUCGGCGUAACCACUUAUGUCAAUGUUUUUGUAAGAGUUUGUGUACCACCUCAAAUAAUGACAUAUGGCUUUGAAACUUUGCACACUUGUUCACCAUCAUGCUCCAACCUGUAGACAGGAGGAGAUAACUCUAUUAAGCAGUUUGACAAAAUUGUGCCCCUUUUUCAACUUAGAAUAUAUGUUAAAGUUUGCGUACCACCUCAAAUAUUUUCAAAGUCCAUUGACAUCUGGCUUUGAAACUUUUCACACUUGUUCACCAUCAUGCCACCAACCUGUACACAGGAGGAGGUAACUCUAUCAAGCAUUUUGACAAAAUUAUGCCCCUUUUUCAACUUAGAAUUUAUGUUAAAUGCGUACCACCUCAAAUAUUUUCAAAGUCCAUUGACAUCUGGCUUGGAAUCUUUCCACGCUUGUUCACCAUCAUGCCCCCAACCUGUACACAGGAGGAGGUAACUCUAUCAAGAAUUUUACAAAAUUAUGCCCCUUUUUACUUAGAAUUUACAUUAAAGUUUGCGCACCACCUCAACUAUUUUCCAAUUCAGUUUAUGUAAAUAUCUCAGCACAUCAAGUAUUGCAUUGAAAUUUAAUCUAACAGUGAUCCAUGCAUGUUUCGCCAAAACUUUUCAAUCCAUACACCGAAAAGCGGCGGAAUAGUCGAGCGGGCUGUCUCUGUGACAGCUCUUAAAUAAGAUUUCUUUAUUCUUAUUUCUUUUCAAUUUUCAUUGUUUCUUGUUUAAUGAUAAAAUAUUGUGAAAAAAGAUUGUUCGUAACUGAUUCAACUUUAACAGUUUGUCUGUGAGUGAACAUUAUGAAUAUAUUCUUAACAAACAUACAUUUUUUAGGUUCAAUGGCAUCUUUCUUUUUAUGGUAUAUAGUUUUGUCUGUAUAAUUACUAAUCUGUUAUACAUGCAAUCUGUACUUUCUAUUUACAUGUUAAACAAAAAUAUACUAUUUAGUCUGGUAUAAGGUUUAUAAAGUUUUUGUUCAAAUUGCAAUGUCCCAGUGAUGUACUGUAUGGAAAAGAUUUGUGUCUCGAUCAAUAUGAUGCUCAAAUCAGUUUGCUACUGCCCUAAAAGAUUACAUGAUUUGUUUAACUUUGUUAAGAAUGUCCUCGUGCUUUGGUUUGUCCAGAGUUAUCAUGUGACUAGUAAGUCUCUCAAUUAGUUUAACAGUUAUAGAUAUACGAAUUUAGGGUGGUUCCGCAUUAUGCUAAUUGACUUCCAAAAAUUAUUUUAACCGAAUGAAAUUAUAGGAAAUAGUCAUUCAGAUUUAAUAAUUGUUUUGAUUCAAUUUUUGAUAAAUGUCAGUUUCACAAAAUUGAGCAUAUUAGUAUUGCUAUACAGGAGAAGGAAAUUUCUAAACGGAUUGUUUUAUUUGCAUGUCUAGAACUUGAAUCAUGUAGAAAUAUAUUCAGAUAUAGGAGUUAUUAUUUAUGCCAACAUGUGGUUGUUUAUUUUUCCGUUUUUAAACCAUUAAUUAGUCAUCAGCAGGGAGCUGCACUCAAUAACCAACUUCCAUUGAACUUGAAAUUAAGAUUGGAAACUCAGUGUUUUGAUUGGCCUGUAUAUUUAGCUGACCAAUAGGCUGAAUGGAAGCACUGAGGCAUGUCUAAGUAUAAGGAUAAUAUCAAUGUUGCAUACUGGCCUUGAUGCAGCUUAAUGGCUUGGUUAACUAAUACCCAUAACUCUCUUUGUAUUGGCGCAGAUGUCUCUAAACUAGACUGCUUACAUGUGUAAACCACUGAUUUUUCCACUUUGAUGGGGGAUUUGGUUAGAAGCUCAUUAUGAUUUCAUCAGAAUUUGAUGAUCCUUUUGGCAGAUAAAGGAACAUUUACAGUAAAAUAUACAGAACAGAACAGAAUAUUUAUUUAGAUACAAGCUUAUGAUCAUCAAAAUAAAGCAAAAUAUAAUUGUGAGAAAGGGCAUUAUUUUCCCAAAAUGUUAAUACCGGGUACAUUUUCCUAUACCAGUGCUCCAGCCAGGAUUUGAAAAGAGCAGGGUGCUUUUGAUUUGCUUUGAAUGAGCCUUAAUGGGGCACUUGCAAGGGUCAAUGUUCAAUUCUUAUUGUGUAUGUAUUGUUUCUACUUUCAAUACUAAUAGUUUGUUAUAAAUAUAUUGGCUGUUAUCUUUAGUUUUAAAAUUAUGUUUAUUUUUUAUUUGUAUACUUAUUUCUGAAAAUUGACUUGAGAAUAUGUCCAAUAAAUAUCAAACAUAGUUCAAAAUUUAACAUAAACCAGGUUGUAUGCAAUUGUGGCUCUGUCAAACAUUAAAGGCAUAUCAGGGUGUAGUAAGAAGGCAUCCAGGGGCAGAAAAGGGGUUGAAGGGCUCUCCCCCCUGCUAUUUAGGCCUAGCUGGAACACUGCUAUACUAUUAUUUCAAAUUGUUUUUUUUUUCAGAAGGGUAAAAAUACAUUUUCUUCUACUAUAAGUUCAAAUUGUGACAUAUUGAUAACAUGUUUAACAAUUAUUAUAAGUAUAUGUCUUAUGGUAAACAAAGUGCAAUAUUUCUUGUUCAACAUGACUUUAUAUUUAUAUUUUAUAAUAAACUGAACUUAACUCAGA